Molecule: messenger RNA, 630 nt
Organism: Sporothrix schenckii 1099-18
Lineage: Eukaryota; Fungi; Ascomycota; Sordariomycetes; Ophiostomatales; Ophiostomataceae
Exons: 2
Coding region: 1-630 (209 amino acids)
Source: RefSeq, a predicted model, not a curated record
AUGAAACGCGCCAUUCGUAUUGUCAACUGCUCCGGCGCCAUCGGCGACGGCGGCGCACUCCACCCGCAGGCCCUGGCCGAGGCGGCGGACACAUACUUCCGCAGCCCGGGCAUCACGUCGGUGCGGAUUGCGUGGGUGACGGGGGACAACGUCACUCAGCAAGUGCCCACGGGCCAGCUGGGUGCUUGGUGGCGGCGCUGGCGGGCGCGGACAUUGUGGUGUGCGGCCGGUGCACGGAUGCGAGCCCCGCGAUGGGCCCAUGUCGACGGGCGGCAACUUUGCUGGCGUGGCCACCUCAUGGACGCGCCCGCGAGGGAUGCCGCUCUGUGCGCCGACAAGGCUGCCGUGCAGCCCAAUUACGGGCCGACAGUCACCAUGCCGGACUACAAGGGCACGGUCAUCCGCCCCUUUGGCGACCUCGUCUCUGCUCGGUCAGGUGACAAGGGAGGCAACGCCAACAUUCGCGCCUGGGUGCGCGACGACGCCGGCUACCCGUGGUUUCAGGCGUUCUUGACGAGCGGGCGUGCGCAGGCGCUGCUGGGCGACGACUGGCGGCCCGAGUACGAGAUUGAACGCUGUGAGUUCCCCAAGCUGCGGGCCGUGCACAUUUUGGUGCGCAGCUUGCUAUAG